UCCGGCUUGAGGAAUCUACCUUCUUCUUUGUCGACACCGAAUCAAUCAGUGUCAGUGUGCAUGCGGCGGAGGAAGGGCAAUGAAUUUAGUUUGCUCUCUGCUGAUUGCAGUUCUUCUUUACUCAUCAUGUCGUGCCACCUUUCUGGCGAAAAGCGCAGUUCAAACUUGCGUACGGGGCGAUGCAUCCGCCAACAAUCUGAAAUGCCAGCAGAAGCUGGUGUUGACAUUGGCACUGCGAGGAGGACAGGCAGGUGAACAGACGUAUCGCACAACCGUGUCGAGUGCCAGGCUUGAGGACACCGGCGUGGAUGCAAGCAUACUCCAGUCCGUGGACGUCCAGGUGCAGAAGACGCGAGUCAACAUCUACUACCCGCUACGCUACGUCUCGAGUGUCAACAAUCACCCCAAGGAGGAGGUCAAGGCAAAGAUACAUGUGAAGGGUGGAUUCCUGGGCCUGGGCAGCUGGGUGGAUCGCUGCAAGGAUGCGCCAGGGACCGAUGACACCACGUGUGGCUACGCCUUCAACGGCACCAGUGGCGAGCGCAUACGAGACAGCCAGGCGAGUACCUCUGCAAUGCCAGCAUGA
Messenger RNA from Sycon ciliatum, 586 nucleotides. RefSeq lists its product as uncharacterized. Bases 80 to 586 code for a protein of 168 amino acids. Lineage: Eukaryota; Metazoa; Porifera; Calcarea; Leucosolenida; Sycettidae. The record is from RefSeq and is a predicted model, not a curated record. The transcript is spliced from 3 exons.